Boeremia exigua is the source of this 1655-nucleotide messenger RNA. Its product is annotated as RNA polymerase II-binding domain-containing protein. Gene Ontology annotation, cellular component: RNA polymerase II, holoenzyme. NCBI's taxonomy places the organism in Eukaryota, Fungi, Ascomycota, Dothideomycetes, Pleosporales, Didymellaceae. Bases 186 to 1484 code for a protein of 432 amino acids. Gene Ontology annotation, molecular function: RNA polymerase II C-terminal domain binding. The record is from RefSeq and is a predicted model, not a curated record. The transcript has 3 exons. Gene Ontology annotation, biological process: mRNA 3'-end processing.
CAAAUCCAUCCUCUACACGUCAUCAAGGUCUUUGUGCAGCAAACACAGGCAGUUAUUGCAGGCUGGAAAGGUGCACCUAAGCUCUUAUUCGGCACACGCUAUCAUCAAAGCAUCCUGUUCGUGAAGUUGCUCGCGUGAGCGCCUGUCUGCAGUAGUUAUUGUUGUCAACGCGUGAUACUUUCAGCAUGGCCUUUACGGAGGACAGUCUGAAGGCGAAGCUGUCGUCGCUCAAUGAGACACAAGAUUCCAUUUCCACAGUCGGCCAGUGGAUCCUUUUUCACAGACGACACGCCGAGCGCAUUGCAGCAGUGUGGCUGCAGCGCAUGAAGGAAUCACCACCAAACAAGAAGCUGGUUCUCAUCUACCUUGCCAAUGAAAUCACUCAGACCUCAAAGAUGCGCAAGAAAGAGGAGUUUCUCAGAGCCUACGAACCCAUCAUCGCCGAAGCCACAACAGUCGCCUACAAAGGGUCACCGCACGAGAUCCAGAACAAGAUCAGAAGAGUUGUGGAGGUCUGGAGACAGCGACAGAUCUUCAACCAGGCCGCUCAACAGAGCAUCGAGAAGGCCAUGAACGACGUCGACUCGUCCAAAUCUCUCGGUCGCAAACCUGCCCUCGGUGGAAGUCUGUUCUCGAGCUCUUCAGUGCCGGCCGAGCUCAAGCCAGUCGCUCCUUUGGCAACAUCAGUUGAAAAGGCAGACCUCACAACAAAACCAACAGUUGCGACUGCGAACCAGGAAUACGAAAAAGUCACCAACUCCAACUACACCAUCCCCUCUGCGCCCGUCCACGCCGCCGGUCUAUCAACCCUCGUCAAGAAACUCGCCGUAGCCGAAGGCGCAGUCGCAGAGAGCAUCAAAGCCCGGCACGCCCUAAUCGCGGGUCUGGAAACCCUCCUCGCAACCAACAAAGCCAAGCUCGACGCCGACACCGCCCAAGCCGCGGACCUCAAAACGCGCAAAGACGCCAUCGAGUCCCGCAAGCGCCAGGUCGAAGACGCCAUCCUGCAGGGCCUCUCCGCCAUAGAAACAAACCGCAUCUCCGCCGCGCCGCUCCCCGUCGCGUCCACCCCGCCCGCCGACCAGCACCGCCCCGACGUCGAGCAGUUCACGCCCCCGCCCAUGGAGAGCUUCACGCCCGUCGGCUCGCCGCACGGCUUCGACCCCGUUCCGGAUAUCGGCGACGACGUGCUGCCCGAGCCGGUUGCGCAUCCCGUGGUGCCUGAGACGGCGCCGGCGCCGGGCAAUGCGUCGUCGCUGCCGGACUUUGCGACGACGCUGGGCGCACCCAAUGUGGCGCAGGAUCUGCUGCGGAGUCUGCAGCAUGCGAGGCCUGGGUUCGAUGGCGCGGGGUACGGGCAGCAUGCGUAUGAGGCGGGGGUCAAGAAGCGGAAGAUGAGCAACCAGGUGGAGGACGAGUAUGCGGCGUUUGCGGGCGAUGGGGAUAUGGAGGGGAUCGAUAAUUCGCUAGGGAAUUUGAUCUAGGGGUGAAGGAUUGUGGAGCUACGACUGGGUUUGCGUCGUGAUCGAUGGGGGGCAAGCUGUUGCAAGUGUAAGAGGCGCAACACAGAAUCGUUCUGAAGGGUACGAAGUUGUGUCGUACGUGCUUCGUAGAUACCAUUAUCUUGAUAUUGUACAAUGAACAUCGAUAGGAGA